GGCAGCGUGGUGACGCCUCGACACGGGGCGCGGGGGCAGAGAGCGCGCGUUCGCAGACGCGGCCGUAUUAAACGGCUGCAGGCGCGGCAAGCUUGGAUCUUCCUCGCGCUCAGGCUUUCGGCGGUUCUCUCCUGUUCUGUGAAGCCUAAGCCGGCUACACCUUCCUCCUCUUCUUCUCCUGUAGCCGUGUCGUUGCGACUCCACCACCAUGUUCGAGGCGCGCCUGGUUCAGGGCUCCAUCCUGAAGAAGGUGCUGGAGGCCCUUAAGGACCUCAUCAACGAGGCCUGCUGGGACAUCAGCUCGAGCGGCGUGAACCUGCAGAGCAUGGACUCGUCCCACGUCUCCUUGGUGCAGCUCACCCUGCGCUCGGAGGGCUUCGACACGUACCGCUGCGACCGCAACCUGGCCAUGGGCGUGAACCUCACCAGUAUGUCCAAAAUACUAAAAUGUGCUGGCAAUGAAGACAUCAUUACCCUAAGGGCUGAAGAUAACGCGGACACCUUGGCACUAGUAUUUGAAGCUCCAAAUCAAGAAAAGGUUUCAGACUAUGAAAUGAAGUUGAUGGAUUUAGAUGUUGAACAACUUGGAAUUCCAGAACAAGAGUAUAGCUGUGUAGUAAAGAUGCCUUCUGGCGAAUUUGCACGUAUAUGCCGAGAUCUCAGUCAUAUUGGAGAUGCUGUUGUAAUUUCCUGUGCAAAAGACGGAGUGAAAUUUUCUGCAAGUGGAGAACUUGGAAAUGGAAAUAUUAAGUUGUCACAAACAAGUAAUGUUGAUAAAGAGGAGGAAGCUGUUACCAUAGAGAUGAAUGAGCCAGUUCAGCUAACUUUUGCACUGAGGUACCUGAACUUCUUUACAAAAGCCACUCCACUGUCUCCUACAGUAACACUCAGUAUGUCUGCAGAUGUACCCCUUGUUGUAGAGUAUAAAAUUGCUGAUAUGGGACAUUUAAAGUACUAUUUGGCUCCCAAGAUCGAGGAUGAGGACGCAUCCUAGGCAUUCUUAAAAUCCAAGAAAACAAAACCAAGCUCUUUGAGAACUGCUUCUGAAAUGCCACCAUGUACUUAACUAUCUUCUGUCACCAAAUUUGUAUCUCUGAGUACAUAUGUAGAUAAUGUUUUCUGUAAAUAACCUAUUUUUUCUUCAUUCUCUACAAUCUGUUUAAAGAAUAAAGUCCAAAGUCAAAUCUGGUCUUGUUAACCUAGAAAUACUUCUAACUUACCAAGAAAUACUCCUUAUGAUUUUUUUUUAUAACAAAAGGGUUAUGACUCUAAAUGCAUUUUUAAGAAUUGUUUUCAAUUUAAAUAAAAAUUAUUUGAAUUUUAAACAUAACAGGACAGUGCCUUCAUUUAGACUACGACUGUUACAAGGAUCCUAGGGAAUUCACAGCUGAAGCUACCCUAUCAUGUAAUGUGUUUAUUUUUUCAGUGUAGAGCAGCCUGAUAUAAAUACAUCUAGAUAUAGCAAUAAAAAGUAUUCCAAGUACAGUAUGUGACAACAUAUCUUUGGGGAUUCAUUUGCCAAACUUGUUUUGGUAUUCUAACUUGAGCUCAAGAAAUGAACAGGGGAGAGUAGGACAAAUCCUAUAUAUUUCAUUAUUUUGUCAUGUUCGUUAGCAAAAACUAACACUUUGUUCAGAAGCUUAAUGUACUCAAAAGCUGUGGGUUUUUAUAAGACUAGCAUUAGUUAUAGGGUGGUGUUUCUUUAGCCGGGGGAACAUUUUAUAAGAAACUUGGAAGUUUUAAUAGAUCUGUAUAGGAUUCAAGGAGUAUGUGUGCAAAAAUAAUUUCUCCAGUAUAUGUAGCCUUGUUUGGGACUUACUCCCUUAAAGGAUGAAGCAGCUUAAUUUCCAUGGAUGUUGGAUUCAACCAAGAAAGUGAAAAGGCCCAGCACUUGUGAAACAAAGACUGUUUAAAACAAGAUCAUAAACUGGCAUGCUACAUACUGAGAAUUAUGAGUCCUUUUUCCCAGUGUAUUUUGUGUUGGGUAGAUUAAAUGAUUUUGUUGUACCUGGA
Equus caballus (horse) is the source of this 2013-nucleotide messenger RNA. RefSeq names its product proliferating cell nuclear antigen (gene PCNA). Lineage: Eukaryota; Metazoa; Chordata; Mammalia; Perissodactyla; Equidae. The record is from RefSeq and is a predicted model, not a curated record. Gene Ontology annotation, molecular function: DNA polymerase processivity factor activity; DNA binding. Gene Ontology annotation, cellular component: PCNA complex. Gene Ontology annotation, biological process: leading strand elongation; mismatch repair; translesion synthesis.